Salvia miltiorrhiza (redroot sage) is the source of this 1917-nucleotide messenger RNA. Its product is annotated as polyadenylate-binding protein 8-like. Gene Ontology annotation, cellular component: ribonucleoprotein complex. Lineage: Eukaryota; Viridiplantae; Streptophyta; Magnoliopsida; Lamiales; Lamiaceae. Gene Ontology annotation, molecular function: RNA binding. The record is from RefSeq and is a predicted model, not a curated record. The transcript has 8 exons. The coding region runs from base 1 to 1917 and encodes 638 amino acids.
AUGGCGGCGACAGAAGCGAAUGUUGUGCCGGGGCAGCUGGCGCCGAUUUUGACCGCGCUUUAUGUUGGCGACCUUGACGACAGCGUGACGGAGGAAGAGCUGCUUCGAUUGUUCAAUCAAGCAGGCGACGUCGUCUCCGUUAAGAUAUGCAUGGAUGAAAUCAAUCAGCGCUCACUUGGAUACGGUUAUGUAAACUAUAGGAAUCCUGAUGAAGCUGAAAAAGCGUUGAAUGUUCUGAACUUCACUCGUCUCAAUGGCAAAUGCAUUCGGAUUGCAUAUUCAAACAAAGAGGGAAGUCAUCGUAAAAGUGGUCAGGGCAACUUAUUUGUUAAGAAUUUGGAUAAAACAAUCGACCACAAAGGUUUACACGAUAUUUUUAGUCCAUUUGGAAAGAUCUUGUCAUGCAAAGUUGAGACAGAUUCGUGUGGUCAAUCAAAGGGGUACGGUUAUGUGCAGUACAAGGAGGAGGUAUAUGCUGGCAGAGCUAUUCAAUAUCUGCAUGGUGUGUUGUUGCACGGGAAAGAGCUACAUGUAGUGCCUUAUGUCAGCAAGCAGGAGAGGGUGGCAAAAUUCACCAACGUAUUUGUGAAGAAUAUUUCGGCAUCCACAACUGAGGGAGAUUUGAAGUCGGUAUUUGGAGAGUUUGGAUCAAUGACCAGUGUGGCAGUGAUGCGCGACGAAGCAGGAAACUCAAAAUGUUUUGGAUUUGUCAACUUCUACAAUGCAGAGGAUGCAGCCAGGUCUGUUGAAGCUCUUAAUGGCCGAGAAUUUAGUGGGAAGGAAUGGUAUGUUGGUAGAGCUCAGAAGAAAGCUGAGAGGGAGCUAGAAAUGAAGCUCAAGCGCAGGACGACUGCAAAAGAGAUUCUUGAAAGGUCGUUGGGGAUGAACAAUGUCUACAUCAAGAAUAUAGAUGAUGAUGUUGACAAUGACAAGCUCAAGGAAAUGUUUUCUCCAUUUGGCAUCAUAACGUCGUGCAAGGUUAUGACUGAUCUGAGAGGGAUAAACAGAGGCUAUGGCUUUGUCGCAUUCUCUACCGGCCAAGAGGCUUCAAGAGCAAUUUCAGAGAUGAAUGGAAAGAUGAUAGGCAACAAGCCUAUCUAUGUUAGCAUUGCAGAAAGAAAGGAAGUUAGACAUCAACGGUUGCAGUCUAUGUUUUCCAGCAGCAUGCACCCGACCAUGAUGGUGCCUUCAGUGGUACCUCCUCGUCCGAUUUUCUAUGGCAAUGUUGCACAACCUGAAUUCGUCUAUCCGCAGAGGUUUGUACCUCUGAUUCCAAAUUUCAUGUUUCCCAUGAUGCAACGCCCGAUGCACCAGCAGAUGCCUUUAAGGGGAUUAGGAAGCUCUAAUGUCACCACUUCACAAGGAACUCGUGCAGUCAUGCCAAUGCACAACACAGUAAUAAUAUUCCGAUUGGAGUUUCCGGCAAGCAUCGUUUGUUCCAGUGUUUCCAGUUUCCGGCGACAAGGGCCGGUUAAUCUCGACUUCAGCUCUCUCUCUCGCGUAAGAAUCCAGAAAAUAAUCCCAAGAAUUCACCUCCCGAUCAGACUUCUUUUGUGGGGAUCCGUCGAAGCCGAGCGGAGGAAAGUAUUGCAGCGCAGUUGCGCGAUCUCGGUUUUCUCUUUCACUCGAUUCCCCAGAACAAAAAAUUCCCAACAAAUCCGUCGAGCGUAUCGCCGCCUCUCCGCGGCCACCGAAUCACCGAUUCUCCGCAGUCAGCGGAUCGCUGCUCCUCUACAACUAGGGAAUCGCCGCUCCUCGGCAGCUAGGGAACCGCCGCUCCUCUGUAGCCAAGGAAUUACAGCUCACCUACAGCUGACCAUCGAAGGGCUCUCCGCGGCGGUCGAGGACUCGCUCUGCGACCACGUCGCCGCUGCCGAUUCCAUAUCCACGCCGAUCUCCGUUGAGGGGUUUUCCUAA